This is a messenger RNA of Archocentrus centrarchus (flier cichlid), 2109 nucleotides long. Its product is annotated as meiotic recombination protein REC8 homolog. Gene Ontology annotation, molecular function: protein binding; chromatin binding. The transcript has 17 exons. Gene Ontology annotation, biological process: replication-born double-strand break repair via sister chromatid exchange; sister chromatid cohesion. Lineage: Eukaryota; Metazoa; Chordata; Actinopteri; Cichliformes; Cichlidae. The record is from RefSeq and is a predicted model, not a curated record. The coding region runs from base 1 to 1770 and encodes 589 amino acids. Gene Ontology annotation, cellular component: cohesin complex.
AUGUUUUACUACCCUGCAGUUUUAAAGCGUCACACAGGAUGCUUUUCUACCAUCUGGCUGGUAGCUACAAAAGGCAUCAGAGUUCCCCGCCGCGAUUUCCUGAAAGUCAACGUUGGAAGCACCUGUGACAACAUCAUAAACUAUGUCCUGGAGCGGGUCCCGCCACCUCAUCUGGGUCUGCCACGGCCUCGCUUCUCCCUCUACCUGUCCUCCCAGCUCCAGUAUGGUGUCAUUGUGGUCUACCACCGGCAGUGUGCUCUUUUUCUGGAGGAACUUCAGUCCAUUGUGGGACAGAUGGCCAAACAGAGAACCUCACAGAAAAUUGAUUUGGAUGACCACAGCAGACCAUCUCUGGUCCUGCCAGAUUUCUUGGCUCUACUGGAGGACACAGAAGGAGCUCCUGACCCUCUAUUUGGAGUGAUGCAGCUGCAGGACACCAUGCCCAGCCCCAGUACACUGAUACAGAUGAGUCGGGAGUAUCUGAGAGAAGCUUCUCCUGAGCAUCCUGAACUGAUCAGUCCAGCUGCUGCUGCUGCGCUAGAAAGUGGUAUAACUGUAACUCCAGAAGCCAUCACUCUGAGAGAGGCGGAGCCUGUUGGUAUCCCCAUCGCUGAGUUUGAGGGUGCAGAGCUCGUUGAUGACCAGGUAGACACCAUUGACCUCCUGCUGGCACAAACAGAUCACUUUCCAGAAGGAGAUUUGGAGAUGCCAGGAGAAAAGGUGGCACCGGGAGAAGAAGAAAUAGAGGUGGAAAGGGAAGAAAGAGUGGGAGAACCGGAGAAAGAGGGAACAAAGGAGAUCACGGGAUCCACUCUAGAAUUGCAGCCCACUAUUGUUUCCAGUGAGGAAGCCAUUUUGUUGCCUCAGGAAGAGUCAGACAUGCCUGUGGAGAAGUCCCCCAUAGACCAGCUCACCCCCGUCUCUGUGCCCGGCCUGCCUUUGCCACCCUCUGCAGCAAAGAUACAUGAAAGGCAUGAACGAAGUUUGGAGUUGGAGGAUGUGUCUCCACCAGAGGUGAAGAAGAGGAAGAGGAGAAGGAGGCAGCUGAUCUUCUUCGACCCGGAGACGCAGCUCUCCCAGGACGUUCUGCAGCAGCAGAUUGACGACCCUUUGACCGAGACCAGGCGUCCACGUCUCGCCCCACUUUCCUCUCAGCGGAUCCUUCCUGCUGCUGAUCUCUUCAACAAGCCCUGCACCUUCUUGCCUGAAGAGGUUCAGUUUCUAUGGAGACAGAGUGCAACCAUCACACCCCUCUCAGGCUCGGACCUGCAGGCCGGGGAGAGAGGCCCCGAAUCCACUGAUUCUGAAAAGGAGGGAGAGCGUGAGAUGAUGGAGGCUCACGAGAGAGAGGUCCCCAGAGAAAUGGCAGAAACAGAGAUGCUUGAUAUUUCAGCCCAGGAUACACUGCCACUGGAGGGAACUGACCAAAGAGAGGUGUCUCGAGAGAUCUCCCCCUUGUACACAUCUGAAGGGUCCACUGUCUCCAGGUCUGUUUCUAUAAUGCAGGACAUCCCAGAGGUGGUAGACAAGCUGCCUGAGAGAGUAGCUGCAGAGCCUCCUGGUUUGAUACCAGAGUUGGCUGAAGCAGAGACUGUGCUUUUUCAGUCCCUCUUGCCGCCUGAGGUCACCCGCAAAACUGUCAGCAACAUUUUUCAUCGGCUGCUGGUGUCUUUAUCUGCCAGGAAGCUGCGUGCGGAGCAGGAUGAGCCCUAUGGUGACAUCUUGAUAUUUCCUGGCUCCAGCUAUGAAGAAAUGCAUCUGAUGUUGUAACAUGGAAACAGUCAGCGAAGCAGCCGUGGGCCUCCUGUUGGGACUUUUCCUGCAUUAAAGUCAGACUGUAAACUUCUGGUUCAAGUUCAAACUGUUUCAUACAUACAAAACGGCCACAUGAAUUAAAUGUUUUGUGAGAGAUCAUUUUGUGAGAAGCAUUUUAUCUGGUCUUUUUAUGCGAUUGUAAUUGUUCCUUAUUGCUUAUGAGACCAGCUUUAUGAGAUUUCGGAUAACUGGUUUAACAGUUUUGAUUGUUUUAUCUGUGAUCAAACUUUAAUGAACUGCCCUCUUGUUAUUCUGCACACUCUGUUCGAGAACUGUGUUCCUUUGAACCGCAAA